AAGCCGCUGAUAUUCAUUAUGGGACGGUAUUUUUCAAGUAAAGUAGGAAGUUAAAGUUAACAUGUUGUUGUCGUUAAAAACAAAAUAAAAAAUGUAUUGCUCCUUAGAAGCUGGACAUCCCGUUACAUCACGCAGUUAGUUACAGUCAGACGAAUAACACGUUAUUUAUCGGCUGGUUAGGAAAGUAUUUCUGUUAACUUCGCUGUCCAUCAUGACCACAACUGUCUUCAUCAGCAUAUUGGCAGCAGUGUUCGCACUCAUUCUGUCAGGUUCCAGAGUUUAUUCCCAGGAGACCCCGCCCCGCAUCGUCCACCACCCCUCUGACGUGGUGGUGAAAGUAGGAAGUCCUGCCAAGCUCUCCUGCCGGGUGGAUGGCAGCCCGAAGCCAACCAUUGAGUGGCUGCGAAACGGCCAGCCUCUGGAUAUAGCAAAGGGAGACGGACAGUUGCCGCCCAUGGUUUUGUCAGAGGGGAGCCUCUUCUUUCUGAGCGUGGGAGGGGGCAGGCGAGGUCAGUCGCAUGAGGCCGUCUACACCUGUGUGGCCAGGAGCAGCGCAGGCAUGGCCACCAGCCGCAAUGCAUCUCUGUACAUUGCAGUGUUGCAGGAUGAGUUCAGUGUGCAGCCCAGUGAUGUGGAGGUGGCAGAAGGGGAGGUGGCUGUCUUAAACUGCAGCCCCCCGAAGGGACACCCCGAACCUAAUCUCAUCUGGAAGAAGAAUGGCUUUCCCAUCAACAACACUGAUCACCACUAUACUGAGCUGAGUGGGAAGCUUAUCAUCGCUCCUGCAGAGAAGAAACACUCUGGUGCUUACGUGUGUGUGGCUAGCAACACUGUGGGAGUAAGAGAGAGCAGGGCGGCUCGACUAUCUGUGCUGGCCAAGCCUAUGUUGGUGCUGAAGCCAGAAUAUGUGUCUGUGAGAGUGGGGGAGUCUGCCCAGUUCUACUGCCAAGCUAAAGGUGACCCGCCUCCUUCUGUGGUCUGGAGCAGAGAGCAGGGGCCACUGCCCAACGGCAGGUAUCUUGUAAACCCAGACCAGACGCUCCAGAUCCACUAUGUGACAGCCCAGGAUGCUGGGAAGUACACCUGCACUGCUGUCAAUGAUGCUGGUGUGGUCGCUGUCAGCGCACAGCUACUAGUUGAAGAGGACGUCAGCACUAAACAGAGAGACCUCCACAAAGAGCUGUCAGCCCUACGAGUUGCUCUGGAAAAUGUCACCAUGAUGGCCCCUGGGUCCAACAUAUCACAAGUACAAUGGAAGCUCCAGUCCCUCCCAGCUCAGCCUCAUUACCUCGAUGGCUUUGAGGUUCUCUAUCGCUCUCUGCUGCCUGCCAUCUCGGACUGGGCGGCAAAGAAAGUGACUGUGCCCAGCUUCCAAGCCCAGGUGGGCUCCUUAAAGAGAGGCUACAAGUAUGAGUUCAAAGUCCGUCCCUACGGCAGCAACUUGUACGGGAGGGAGAGCAACACUCGGCAUCUCAGAGUCCCUGAGACAGUGCCCAGUGCCCCUCCACUGGCUGUGUCCAUAACAGUGAGCAAUGAGCAGAACAACACCAUCCAUUUAAGCUGGGAGCCUCCUCCUCAUGAAACCCACAACGGGGUCAUACAGGGUUACCAGGUGUGGUGUGUGGAGUCUGAGGAGCAGCGGUACCAAAACUGGACCGUGGACAGUGGCCGACACAACCUUGAUAUCUCUACUCUCAAACCAGGGAGACGAUAUUGGAUCACCAUAGCAGCUGUCAACGGAGCUGGAGUCGGACAGCUGAGUGACCCUCAUGGAUUUCUCAUCAACCCACAAAUAGGUGGCCCCCCUGGGUCAGACAGCCAGAGAGGGGAUCUGUCUCAGGUCCUGGCCCUGCUUCAGGACCCAGUCUUGAUCGGCAGCAUUGGUGCCCUCCUGUGGUGCGUUUUGAUGGUUGCAGUUGUCUACCUCUUCAAACGCCACAGCAGGACAGGGCACCUGAUGUCAGGACAUGGCAGGGCUAAAGGUUUGCACAGGCUACCCAGUGAAGAUCUCAUCAUAAAACACAGGAUGGCAGCUCCAGACUCCCCUUGGAUCCCUGGAGGCUGGAGACCUGCCUUCAACCAGAAGUAUCAGGACUUAUGGGCCCAGGGUCAGACACAUCCAGGCAUCAGGGGCACCAGCCUCCCAGUCUCCUGGAAGGACCCCAGCUGCGUGGACUCAGCUGUCCCCAUCGCGUCCGACAGCUGUGGCGUUUACGGCACUUUUUACGUGGACCUGAUUGGCAACGGUCUCAAGACCUUUAACAGUCCUGGGCGUCGCACUAAAUUGCCUCAUGGUGUGCCCCACCAGCAAGGAACUGAGACCAUCCAGAUCUUCUCUCAGCCUGUCGCAAAGACCUCGCCCCUCGGUAGCUGCGAGGCGCUACCAUGGAAACAUGCUAUACGCCCCCAGCCCAAGAUGGGUGUGCUGAGGGAGUCACGGGAAAAAACCCACAGCAAGCAAGAGUUGUAUGCAGUGAACAGCGUCCCCAUAGUGCCCACCAGGAUCCAGGCUUGUCCAUCCAGUGUGUACAAACAGAGACUCAGUCACAUACCAUCAGGCCGGCACGGUGGACAUCCACACUGGGAUAAUAUUGCUGGCUGUCCUCGACUGCUGCAAUACUCUGCAUCGUUACACCUAGUGGACAUGCUACCCCCCCCGCCACCAAUGCCCAUAGAGGACACCACGGACACACACAGCCGCACCUCGGAUGAAGGCUCCAGUCGUUCUACAAAGCUAACAGUGGACAUGGGCUCUCUCCAGUCAGUGUGUGCUGCGUCAGGCCACCGUGUGCAACCUCGACCCCCCACCACCACCACCACCACCACCAGCUGCCCCUCCUACAGCCACCUGUCCUCUACGUCAUAUUCCAUGUCAAUGGAGGACGAACAGUGUGGCACGCUGACAGCACAUGAAGCUAUCCAGUAUCUGGAGCUCAGCCCGAAACCUGAGAGAUGCAGCAGUGCCCUGCCUCAGCAGCAUCCUUCCCUGCCCCGCCACUUCUCCCCCACCCUGGGCUACAUCUGUGGGCCUGUACGCUCCCCUCAGAUGGAGGAGGACCCUGCCACCGAUGAGCCUGAGGUCCCACCGAUUGGCUUGAGACGUGCCCGCCUCCAGAGCACACCUUCCUCCUGCUACAGUGAAUGGGACAGCUCCCUGUGGAACACCUGGAGCUCGGUCUCAGACAGCAACACGGCCAGCGCUCGCACCAGCCUCAUCAGCUCGGUGGACAGCUGCUACACUAACGACAGCGCCAACUUCUCCCGCUUGCUGGCCGCGGCAGCUGAGACCAUGAGUGGAGGCUCUCUGUCAGACUUCUCUCCACCAGCCUCCCCCCUCAGCGCUUUGUAUCCGUCAUGUUGUGAAGGCGACUCGUUCGGCGAGCUGGAGCCUGUUCCUGCGUGGGACUGGAGCAUGGCCUGGGUGGAAGACAUGGAGGCUCAGUACAGAGCACACUAUCCUGGCAGAAACACCAAACCCUUUGACACAUAGGGACUCUGCCAGGAGAGAAAAACAUACAACAAAACCGAGUUUGGAGAACUUCAGGAACAUCUCACAGCAACGCCGGAACUGCAAGACGAGAAGAAGGGACAGACCUGAUAACUGAUUUUCUGUGCCGGAAUUUGAAGGUCUAAAUAAUUCAGGGUUUGAUGUGUAGCAUUUCCCAGUCAAGAAUAGAUAAAUCUCUGGCUUUUAAAUAUAAUUGGAGCCAACUCCUUGAUGUUCGAGACACUUCUGGCAGCAGAUGCAUGUCUGUUGUUUGCCUGUAAUAGUUUUCCCAGUUUACAUCAGUGCAGUCCGGCUACUAUUUGCAUCCUUCAAAUGACUUCCAUUGAGUUUCUAAAGUUUUCUUCCCUCUCUGUAUCCUUACUGCUUAUUAGAGAAGAGGAUAAUGAGAUCCUUCCCUCGGGAUGUUCUCACCCAGUGUGUUUUGAAAAGGCCACAGAGACACAGAGACGGUGAGAAAGCAGUCAUUAGGCAGUUUUCCUCACAGCACAUUUUGUUUCUUAUCUUCAUGUUUGUAGCAGGAUUAGGUCUGGAGUCCUGCAAGAGGCUGGUUUACUGUGUAUACUAUAUAUUCAGCAUAUUCAACAAAUGUUAUUUAAAGAAUUCCAGAUUAUUUUGGUGAUUUCUUUUACAUUCUGGGAAAUCUUUUAUAUUUUACAAUUGUUUUCUACUUUAUACACUCUGUACAUUUUUUAAUGUUACACAAAGUUUGCAUCAGACAAAAAUAUUUAGUAGUUCAGAAUAGCAAACGUAGAAGGAGAUGUGUUCACAAUUAAUUGAACUAACUGGAGGUUUUGCCUUUAAAUAAGUUUAAUUUUAGGAGGCAGCAUGCUGACGUUUAUAUAGAAGUUCACUAAUGGCAGUAGAUUCAAAGUUUUACAUUUUGUAAGAAUCUGCAUUUUAUUGUGUUCACAUUACAAAUGUGUUUUAUAAUUUUGAAUAAAAUGUUAGAAUUGAUUGAUAUCGAGUUUUACAUUUGGAUUGUGUCCGAGCUGUGAAAUAAAAGCUUCUGCCAUGUUUUGUUUAGUCUUUUAUGUGAUUAUUUAAUUAUUAAAAACACGCCCCUACAUACUUUAUUUAGAUACAGGAUGUAUUCACACUUUCUCACAGAGGGUUUUUCACUUUGUCAUGUUAGUGCGUCACUCUUUCAGUUUGCCAUGGGAGCCUCUGAGGAUGUGGAUGAAGGGAAGGUUCUCUGCACACUGUCCCUCAGUGGCCUCAGGAUUGUAUUUGGCCCCUGCUGUUGCUAAUGGUUAUUUAUAGCAGGAAGGUAAUGUUUAGAACUCAUCUGUUUGUCUUGAUUAACCAAGACAAAUAAUGUGGCUGUACCUGCUAAUGGCUGCCAACCCAUUGGAGAGAAUAAACCUCAAAAAAAUCUAUGUUUUUGUGAUUUUGGAAGUGUGAUUUUUAACUCUGUAAUGUAAUGUUAUUAAUAAAGUUUCCUCUCCAAAAGAAA
Cottoperca gobio is the source of this 4961-nucleotide messenger RNA. RefSeq names its product roundabout, axon guidance receptor, homolog 4 (Drosophila) (gene robo4). Lineage: Eukaryota; Metazoa; Chordata; Actinopteri; Perciformes; Bovichtidae. The transcript is spliced from 19 exons. Gene Ontology annotation, molecular function: protein binding. Bases 212 to 3490 code for a protein of 1092 amino acids. The record is from RefSeq and is a predicted model, not a curated record. Gene Ontology annotation, biological process: cell-cell adhesion.